AGCUCGGAGGCCAGCCAGCCAAAAGUAGACAGAAGCAAAGGAAGGCAGGGAGCGAGCCUGACGCGCUCAGCAGCAUACAGAUCGGAGACAAACUCACUUGCUGCUUUCUGUCCUGAUGCUUGCAGAGGCUUCCUGUCUCGUUGAAUGGUGAGGCGCGGCUGACCAAUGGGAGGACAGCGGUGAGGAUGCAACUGUGAUCCAGGAAAAAACAGCCCAUUGUUCCCAGGACGUCGGAGAAGUGUGACCACCGUCCUGCCGGCUCUGGCUGCUCGGCCUAACGGCACACUGAAGGACGCGACACUCCACUGACAGGUCAGUAUGAGUGGGGGUGUCAAUGUAAAGUCGGCCCCCAGGGCUCCUGCCUCAUCAGGAAUCCCCCUCCCACACAGCCUGUUGCCCUCCUCCCCCAAAGCAGACCCCCGCCGCCGGGCUAGUGAACUACCCAGGCCCUCAACACAGACCCCUAAACACACACCCACACACACUCCCACACACACACCCAGGCACUCUCCUUUACUUUGCCCACGGGGCUCCAGCAUCCCUGGGCCUUCCUCCAGGGACCCAAAGAGAGACGUCGGCCUGAAAAGCCAGCUCUUCCACCGGACGGGAGCUCUCCCAGCUCCCCAGGUGUCACGCUCUGCCUACAGCAGCCCUUUAACCCAGCGUAGGGUGCCAUCGCCACACUCCAAAGACACACUGGAUCUAGGAAAACCCACCUCGCCUCUCAUCCCCUCACUGUUUCCACAUGACAGCAAUCGCAACAGAAACACUCUCACCAACAAGAACCAAACAUGGGGAGCCAGCAACCUGCGUCCACCGCUGCAGUUCAGAGGAGGAGACAACUCCAACACUGUAUCCCAGGCAACGAGUGAGGUCGUGCCACAAAGAGAGGAAGAGCCUCCAGAAAACCACCCAGCCCGGACCACCAUGUCAAACAACGGUAACCUCCGCUCCUGUCUUCCGCAAACAAGCUAUGAGCAGGCCAUCAGAGGUCGCAGUGACUCCACCAGCCAAUCAGAUGAGGAGAUGGGGACUCCUGAGGACAGCAGUCCAGCCUGCUCGCCCUGUCCCCUGCCGCUGCCACCGCUCACAUUUACCAUGCCAGUAAUGUCCAAGGUGGCUGUCGAUACGCUGGAUCAAAGCCUAGACGAGGAGGCAGCGUCUACGGAGGCACACACACCCAGAGUCAACAUGGCCACUGUGGCUCCCUUCAGCUACAGGCUGCAUGCUCAGGACAGCGAUUUUUCAGUGGACGAACUCAGUGACUGCUCAUCUGGAUCCAUAGAAGUCUGCUGUGACGACCUAAUGCUAGGAGGGAUGCUGGAGGCUAAUGUGGCUAACAUUAGCAUGACGGCCAAGCCCAGAGAACUGGACCUGAGGUCUGCUGCUGUCUCCUGCCAGGAAACUUCAGCCCAGGCCAUGGCCUCUAGGAAGCCCCCGGCCAAGCCCUCUGCUCUGCCCCAGGGACCGUCACGUCCCUCCGGGUCAGAGCUCAAGGUCUACCGGCCCUCCUCUGGAUCUAUCCCUAUCCCAAUCCCCAAUCCGUCCAGGCUACGCAAGCAGCGAUCACUAAACAACUUGUGUGUGCUCACUGAUGCUGAGAAGAAGCUGCACCUGUACCAGUCUCCCCGCUGGAGUGACGAUACAAGCCGGCCUGGCACUGGCACCAACAAGCCAGGCCAGACUAAGGCAGGACAGGCUGGGGGUGGGAGACCACCACUUUCACGGACCCUAUCAAAGUCCGAACAGUCUCUUUUCCAGGGAAAGCCCAAACCUUUCUGCUCCCCGUCCGCGACUUCAAAUGGGGGCAAGCCAAGUCGAAUCCCAGCCCCUGGUAAACCACGGGGACCUUAUGCCGAGGUCAAGCCCAUCAGCAAGGCCUCUGAGGCAGGCCAGAGUGUAGAUACAGACCCUGCAGACCCCCCAACUAAGGCUAACUCCAAUGGAGCUGGGAAUACUGGGACUAAUGGCAAGAAACUAGGGGAGAAGGUGAGAUCUGCAGCCCUGUCAACAGAGGAGAAGAAAGAGAGGAAGGGGCUAGAAGGAGAAGACGAUAAGAGCUUUCUGAAGGUGGAUCCAGAGUUGGUGGUGACGGUUCUGGGAGACCUGGAGCAGCUGCUCUUCAGCCAAAUGCUCGACCCGGAGUCCCAAAGGAAGAGGACUGUGCAAAAUGUUCUGGACCUUCGACAGAACCUGGAGGAGACCAUGACCAGCCUGAGAGGGGUGCAGCUCAGCCACAGCUGUGUGGAGGGGAACGUGUGCUACGACAGCGAUGAAGCCGCUGCGUUCUCAAUUUCCAGCCUGUCAAAUCGCUCCUCUCCGUUGUCAUGGCGCCAGGGUCAGGCCAGCCCCCGUCUGCAGGCUGGCGAAGCUCCGUCCACAGGUAACACCCAGUCGGACGUCCCACUCCGGAUCAGCCACACGGCUCGUAUCCAACUCAUCGAGGCGCUGGACGACUCGGACCCAUCCCUUCUGAAGGGAGAUUACCUCAGCAACAGCGACCUCAGCAGAAAGAGCCCGAUCGAGGAUGAUGAAGAUGAUGAUGAUAUCGACGAUCUGGGGAAUGGUUGGGACGAGAGCAGUUCCAUCAGCAGCGGUUUGAGCGAUGGCUCAGACAACCUCAGCUCUGAAGAGUUCAACACCAGUCCCACACUCAACUCUCUGCCCACCACUCCCAUCGGCUCCCGCAGAAACUCGGCCAUAGUGAUGCGGACAGAUGCAGAGAAGAGAUCUCUGGUGGAGAGCGGUCUGUCCUGGGACUCUGAUGAUACCAAACCCAGCCGCAAGAGCCAGGGCGGCGGCGUCUACGAUACAGGAAGUCUCAAGUCCGAAUCGGCCAAUAAAUGGAAAAAGACGCGGACACAGGGGGAGGGGCCGGAAGGAGGGAAGGGCGAACUGAAGAAACCUCAGACCUUGGGUCAAGGAAAUGUGUUGAAGAAAGGACGAAACCCACCUGUGGGAGUCACCUCUCCAAUCACACACACCUCUCAGAGUGGGCUGAAAGUGGCAGGUACAGUCAAGUCAGAUGGGAAGCCAAUGGAUAAGUCCCGGCUAGCAGUGAAGACCGCCGGCCUUCAGCGCUCUUCUUCUGAUGCUGGUAAAGACCACAGAAAUGGCACCGGUGCUGGUGAGCAACGUAAACCUCCGUCCGGCCUCGUCAGGCCCUCAACUGGUGGAAACUUUGGCUUCAAGAAGCCUGCAACUGCCACCAAUAAUGGCACAAACAAUCCCAGUAUGCCCUGUGGCUCUACAACUGUGGGGAAGAUUCCCAAAUCGUCGGGUAUUCCUGUCAAACCAGGGGCUGGUGGAGGUGGUGGUGGUGGAGGAGGACGUAAGACAAGUCUAGAUGUUUCAAGCAGCGACCAGAGUGGUUUUCUAUCUCCGAAUGCCAGGACAUCUCUCCAGUACCGCUCUCUGCCUCGCCCAGCAAAGACAAGCACCCUGACUCUAACUCGGCCAAGCUCAGCUCGCCCAGUGAGCACUACGAUGGACACCAGCUCUGGGCUGAUCAAACCGGCCCAGGGCUCCAGGCUCAAAGAGCCCGCCUCAGGGCUCAGCUCUGGGUUGAGUAAAGCAGGUGGUCGUGGGAUCCCGAGUCCCAGUCCUGUCAAUCAGACAGACAGAGAGAAAGAGAAAGAGAGGGCCAAAGCUAAAGCUGUGGUAUCUGACUCUGAGUGUGGAGGUGGGUCUCUGAAGGGCAGCCCUGCUCAGACGCCCUCAGAGAACGGAGGGAAGCUGCAGGGCCUGAGACCUCCCAGCAGUGGUAAGGGCAUGGAUCUGCCCUCACCCAACACACACAGGCUAUCUGGGAUACGCAGCCUGGCAAAGCCUCCAUCUAUGGCCCACCUUGACAAGCUGAAUUCAAACAGCCUAGAGGUGGGGGUUCAGGACUCCCUGCCACCCAAAAUUCCCCCAUACUCCAAACUCCAGGACCUGGCCAGCUCAGCAGGCAGCUCCCCUGGCCCCUGCCUGACCCCCAGCCCUGCCCCUCUACUCAAUGUGAACUCCUCAGCCUGCUUCUCAAACUCAGGGACUGGCUUGGGUCCCAGGCAGGUCUCUUCUCUCGGGGUUCAAGGGAGCGGAGGGAGCACCUCACCUCUGCUCUACCCUCGUCUGUCUGGGCUGCAUCGCAGCAUGGAGUCCCUGCCACUCCAGAUGAGUCUGGCCCCAGAGCCCCAGGGGAUGGAGAAGGAGAAGGAGAGGGAGACUUUAGUGAGAGGCUAUACCACCUUGGAAUCCCGACACAAAGAUAGACAGGAAGAUAGAGGCCCUCCUGCCAGCUGGAGCUCUGGAAGUAAAGUCUCGAUGUCUCUCACGGACAGCUCUCAGAGAGACAGAAACACACUGCCAAAGAAAGGUUUAAGUUUCAGCGGUGCCUCUCAGGUUGAGGAGGAAGGGAAGGAGAAAGGAGAGAGGAGACACUCUCAUACCAUUCUCAGUAUGACGGACUCGCUCACUCUUCCACUGCUGUCCUCACCCACCUCCCUGCCCCGCACCUCUAAGAACAGUAUGGUACCCAGCCCUGUCGGUGGACCUCCGAGGAUGACUCGAUCCAACAGCAUCCCAACGCACGAUGCCUCUCUGGAGCUGUACGGAGCGUCUCCGCUGGGCAGCACACUGUCGCUGGCUGAACGCCCCCGCAGCAUGGGAAUGGUUCGCUCCGGAUCCUUCAGGGACAAGGAGCAAGAUGAGGUUCAUGGGUCGGUACUCUCCCUGGCGUCCAACGCCUCGUCUAGCUACUCCUCGGUGAGUGUGGGCAGCAUGCAGACUCAGGCUGAGGAAAGGAUUCAGGGAGAGCAAAUCCGGAAGCUGAGGAGGGAGCUGGAAUCGUCACAGGAGAAGGUGUCUAACCUGACGACACAGCUGACAGCAAACGCAAAUCUGGUGGCGGCCUUUGAGCAAAGUCUGCAGCUGAUGACGACCCGGCUGCAGAGUCUGUCAAUAAGCCACGAACAGAAGGACUCAGAGCUGGUGGAGCUGAGGGAGACCAUCGAGGCUCUGAAGCUCAAGAAUGAAGAAGCCCAGGCUGUCAUACAAGGAGCCUUAAACACCCCAGAUAAUAUGAAAGACAUGCGGAUUCGACGUCAGAACUCAUGUGAGAGCAUCUCCAGUCUCAACAGCCUGACCAGCAUGUCGAGCGUGGGCAGUUUGAAGGACCAAGAUGCCAAGAAGAAGAAGAAAAAGAGCUGGGUCUUUGAGCUGAGGAGCUCCUUCAACAAGGCAUUCAGCAUUAAGAAAGGCUCCAAAACAUACUCAGACAUCGAGGAGAUCGCCACCCCCGACUCCUCGGCUCCCAACUCCCCAAAGAUGCUCCAUGAAGGAGGAGAUGACAGCGAAAACCAGCCUUCAUCCCUCAAAACCUCGGCCUCUGCCACCUCUUCUGUGAUCAUGGAGACUACAGAAGAGGGUGACAAUGAGGAAACUGCGGUAUCAGACCUGCGCUCAGAACUCUGGGUGAAAGAGAGAGAACUGACAGACAUCCGACUGGAGGCCUUAAGCUCUGCACAUCAGCUGGAGCAGCUCCGAGAAGCCAUGAACAGCAUGCAGUCAACGGUGGAGAACCUGAAGGCGGAGAAUGACCAUUUAAAAACAGGCUCCGGUCCGACCUCUUCCACUUCCCAGCCUUCAGGCCUGGCCUCUCUCCUGGGGCCCUCACUGAGGCAGCCGAUGAGCAUGUCCCUCACCAAGUCCUUCAGCCUCAGUCUGAAUGAUUGUAAAGAUCCAGACGCGUCUUCAGUUGACUCGUUAAGUGUGUCUUCCCAGCGGGAUGAGGUGUGCGCACGAGUGCUUGUCCACAUUUCAGAUCAAGCAGAGGACAGUAAGCAGCAGCAGGAGUUCUACCUUGGCUCGGUGCUGGUCGGUGCGAGAACCGACUGGUCCUGUCUCGACUCUCUCAUAGCCAAGACCUUGAAGGACUACCUUACGCAAGUGGACCCGACUGCCAGCCUGGGUCUGUCCUGUGAUUCGCUGCACAUGUACCAGCUGACCCAGGGAGUGCAGAGGGUGAUAGGAGGGGAAAAACCUCAAGCCUCACCUUAUCGCUGCCUCAGCAAUGGUUCAGCGCAAAUACUUGUCACUUUGAAAGGUCUCAGAGAAAAAUGUGUUGACUCACUGGUGUUUGAGACUCUGAUUCCUAAGCCAAUGAUGCUGCACUACAUCAGCUUGCUGCUGAAACACAGGCGUCUAGUUCUGUCUGGGCCCAGCGGGACAGGAAAGACUUACCUGGCUCAACGUCUAGCCCACUACCUCCUGCAGCGCAGCCGGUCUGACUUGUCCGAGGCCGACCACGAGACCUGUGUCCUCGGCCGCAGCGCCGCUGUAACCUUCAACAUGCAUCGUCAGUCACAGAAGGAGUUGCAGUUGUAUCUGUCUGAUCUAGCAAAUCAGAUCGACAGAGAGAGUGGAGGAGAACUGCCGCUGGUUGUUAUUAUAGAUGACAUUAGCGACUCAGCAGCCAUCACUGAGCUUGUUAACGGAGCUCUCACCUGCAAGUAUCACAAAUGUCCUUACAUCAUCGGGACAACCAAUCAGCCUGUGAAGAUGACGUCUAACCACAGUCUGCACCUCAGCUUCAGGAUGGUAAUAUUCUCCAACAAUGUUGAACCUGCUAACGGGUUCCUGCUGAGGUACCUGCACCGUAAAGCUGUGGAGGCCUACCAGGAGAAGGAGCAGGACUCCGCACGCCACCAGGCUCUCCUCCAUGUACUGGACUGGAUCCCUCAGCUCUGGUACCACCUCCACACGUUCCUGGAGAAACACAGCACUUCAGACUUCCUCAUAGGUCCCUGCUUCUUCCUGUCAUGCCCAGUAUCAGUGGCAGAGUUCAGACAGUGGUUCAUUGACCUGUGGAACCACUCCAUCAUACCAUACCUGCAGGAGGGAGCCAAAGACGGCAUCAAGGUGCACGGGCAGAAGGCAGUAUGGGAGGAUCCUGUGGAGUGGGUGAGAGGGACUCUCCCCUGGCCCAAUGCACAGCAGGACCAGUCCAAGCUCUUUCACCUACCUCCCCCCAGCAUAGGUCCACCCAGCGAGGAGAAGAAGCCCCCCAAAGAUACACCUCCACCCAGCACACUGGAGUCAGACCCACUGAUGGCCAUGCUGCUGAAGCUCCAGGAGUCGGCCAACUACAUAGAGUCUCCAGAGCGGGAAGGCUGUCUGGAUCCCUCUCUGCAGGCGACACUCUGAGAACAACAUGCGACUGUCAGUCAAGCUAUGGAACUAAAGACUCUUCAUCACGGCUGACACAGCGGGUGCAGUCCCAGUGAGACUUUAAAGACUCAAUAAAUAACUUAACUGUGUGCUCAGUGAGCAGCUACGAAGCUAAAUGUAAAGGAUCUAUAGAGAGAGUGAUUAUGGACGAAGGGCUUGCUCUGCCCUGCUAUCAGAAAGAUACUGCUCUCACAGGAAGCUGUGAUGAUCACGUCAGGGAAAGACAUCGACUUGUCUCUUCUCUGCCCUCAAUGAGUUCCAGAUUGGUUGUUGUUGAAUCUGCAAGUGCAUGGUAACCGGAAUAGUAUGAUGCAAAAUAUUACCUAUAAUCCUACUGAUCAAGACCCAUGUUUUUCUUUUUAACUGCUACAACUCUCACCUUCGAACUAUUGGUGCUUAUUGUUCCUGGUUUUCUUUGAAGGCUUCAUUUUACAAAGAAAUUCACUCUGAUUUCCUAAAAGUAGGAUCAUCACUCGACGACAGCCAAAAAAUGCACUUUAUUUUCUACUUGUGGUAAUUGGGUUUUAGCAGGCUGUGUCGGUGACUGUGUAUCAAACAGGAAUCAUGCAGUGCAUUAGCAAUUCCUCUAGAUGGCAGCAUCUACUCCUGCCUCAGUGCUCUCCUGGUGUGCUUUCUGACUUGGUGCUCAGUAGAAUAUAUAACACAUACUCUAUAACACAACUAUAAAAAUGGCCUUGAAUGUUUUUGUUUCUUUUCAGUUCAGCCAUUGUGUCAUUCACGGAUCGAAUAUCAGAACCCCGAAGCUGCAAGAGUAACAUGCAUGGGUGAAUAAUGAAUGAAAAUCAGUUUUAGGGUCAGCCUGUAAAGAAAACGUCACCAUUGGUAUGUCUCCAGUAAUAUACUGACAUCAUAACCACAGAAACUGACCCUACUCAACCAACAUACUGUAUUGUUAACACACACAGGACAAAAAAAAAUGCUCGUUUAUCUAGUCUGCCCAAACGGCCUACCAUUUCUGGCUAUGCUUGCGUAUGUUCUGUAUUUAGAUAUGGGUUUUAAAACACGAAAUUCUCUUGUGAUAGAUGAGGAUACAGCUUUGAAAAAUCUUGAUUUUGUAGGAUUUUAUACUGAGUCAUCUUCAACAGUCAUCUGUAUACAGCAGCAAUCACCUACGUAUACCUAACACGCCAUCACGAACUGCGGUGUUACACUUCUGUCGUCCACUGUUCGCUCGAUCAUUUCUCAUUCAACAUCCCUCAAGGGGAAGUGGAAAGCAUCAUUUAAAAAGAAAGAAGUGAUAAGAAUCUGUACAAACUAAAUCAUUUCCUUUCUCAUUGCAUUUGCUCUUUAUAUCUUUGAUAACACCUUUUUUUCAAACGGUUUCCUUCUCACACAUUUGUGUUAAGAGUUACUGAAAGAGUAAGGGCUGCGGGUAAGAAAGGUUGAAACUCAUUUUGAGUGGCUUCCUCCUAUUCUUUUCCUUCGUUCGUUUGCACAUAAUAUAUGUCGGAGUACUAGAGUACAGAGAGUAUUUAUUGCUCACACCUUGACUGUUCUUGUCAUGAAGGAAGAAGGUAUAUAAAGACGUGUUUAGAGGAGGAAACUGUAGGUAGUGGAGAUAUUCUUAAACCUCUCAGCCCUGUGCCCCCCUUUGACCCUGAAGUACCUCAGACUGCCAUACUCUGUCCAGACGUUCCUCUACUUUCCAAACAGGGUGCUGGUGUAAAGUAGAGACAUGAUGCCUAAGUCUAUCUGUGCCUGAAACACGAUUUGGCCUAAAGCUGCUUUCGAGGUGCUUUAAUCUACCAUGCGGAGGCCUCGAUUCAGAGGAAACAUCAUCACUUCCUCUCACCUACUCUGAUGUCACUUUAAUGUCUCACCUCGAUGGGUUAUCGGUUUUGAUCUUUGGCUUGUUGUCAUGGUGAUAAGCUGUUAAGAUGAUGUGUGUGUCAGUUAAUUCUGCAGUAGAUGAGAAUCACGCCCGGGCUGCCUGCAUGUGCUUUGACACCAUUUUAAACUUAAAGUGUGAAAGACUUGACAUCUUUGUGUAGUUGCCUGAGAGUCAGAAGCAGUGUGAGAACAGAUUUUCUGGAGAUGUAGUGUCGAUGCAUGUAUCCCUGGUGUGUUCCCAAAGUUUCGUUUCAUUGGACCUACCACACUCAACCUUGUCAUAGGAGGGAUUUUUAUUAACUGGAUAUCUUCCUCUUUUCACGUUGCUUUUAAGAGCAGGCAUUUGUUUUUUCUUAUGCAAAUAUUUGUAAAGGUUUCUUUCUCUUUUGUACAUGACAUCACUAUUGUAAACACUGUAAAUAGUCAGUGCAUCUGCGACAACAAUCACUAAAAAAGAACCUGUAGAGAUCUAAGAGAAGGCAUGGCCCCUGUAUGCAGAAAACGGGCGUCCUCGAUGGGUUUAUUGUCCUCCUCCAGUGGGGAAGAGCACUUGGCUUAAAAGGGGGCCUAAUAAUGGUUGUAUGGCAUGUCUCUAUAACCACAUCAAAUCCCAUAUGUCUAACAUUGAGCAAUGAACACAAUAAAGUCAUGCCAUUCUUCACAUCA
Molecule: messenger RNA, 9726 nt
Organism: Epinephelus lanceolatus (giant grouper)
Lineage: Eukaryota; Metazoa; Chordata; Actinopteri; Perciformes; Serranidae
Source: RefSeq, a predicted model, not a curated record